Klebsormidium nitens is the source of this 993-nucleotide messenger RNA. The record is from the annotation of a GenBank genome assembly. NCBI's taxonomy places the organism in Eukaryota, Viridiplantae, Streptophyta, Klebsormidiophyceae, Klebsormidiales, Klebsormidiaceae.
AUGGCGCCUUCGACCCGCCGCCAGCUGCUGGCAUGCGCGGCCGCCGCCGCCCUCGGCGCGACUUUUCUGCUGUCCCUCACGGCCGUGGGCUUGCGCCUUACGGAGAGCUGCGGGGGAACGGCGUGGCCCCUCACCCGACCGCUCGCGCUGCUCGUGAAAGCGGCGCGCGCGUGCUUCUGCAUCCAAGCUGAAACUCUGCGCGCCGUGUUCUACAACCCUGUGGCGCUGCUUUUUUACGGGGAGUGCCUCUGUCUUCUCCACAUCUGCUUUCUGCUGGUCGUGGCGAGAGGCAACGACGAGUCGCGGCCCCGCGCGCGGGCUCCGACUAAAGCCUCUCAGCUCCUGGCCCCCAUUCUGUGCGCGCGCAGCUCGUUCCUCCGCUUCUGGCCCCCGUGCAACAUCAUUGCUUCCGCUCAGAGGAAUGGGCUGACAGUAGCAAAAGCAGACGUGUCCUUGUCCACGACCACCCACUUUCUCAUCAUCGCAGCGCUCGGAAUGCGGCUCUUGGUCGUCCGGGCAGGUCUCUGGGCGCUCAUCCCGGCUGCAAUGCUUCUCCCGGUCAUCGGAGUCCCUGUCUUCUGGCGUCUUCACAUGGCCAUUCGCGGAAACAAAGAUGAAGACAUGAAGAUUGCGUUCAGGACAGGAGAGACCGACUUCCUCAUCGCUGUCUCUGUGGGCUGGGCGUGGCACGUCUUCGCGUCCUCGCUCGUCGCCAGCGAUCCGUCCGCCUGGGCGCAGUUCCGCGCGGUGCUCUCCAUGGCGGAAGGCACCUCGGUCGGGCCUUCCGAGAUGGUCGCGCAAAUCUACUUGCUGGUUCUUACUGGGCUGACGCUUGGCUUUGCGUACUGUGCUCUGCUCGAGGUCGGGCCACUGGAAGCAUUUUGUGUGGUGGCUUGGGCGUUCGUUCUGGGACCCGCGCCGGCUGUGGCUCUUCACCUGACGAAAUUAGAGAAGAAGGGCGGAGGGCUUGAGAAAACGGAGCACGAGGUGUGA